AUGGGUGUACCAAAGUUCUUUCGCUACAUCAGCGAGCGUUACCCAUGCUUGAGCGAGUUGCUGCGGGAGAACCAGGUGCCCGAGUUCGACAAUCUGUACCUCGAUAUGAACGGCAUCAUACACAACUGUUCACAUCCCAACGAUGCGGACGUCACGUACCGGAUAUCGGAGGAGAUGAUUUUCGAGGGCAUAUUCCAUUACGUGGAAUAUCUGUUCAAGCUGAUACGCCCGCAGAAAGUGUUUUUCAUCGCGGUCGAUGGUGUGGCGCCGCGCGCCAAAAUGAACCAGCAGCGCGGUCGCCGCUUCCGUUCGGCGUUCGAAGCGCAGGAGCAGCUGAAGGCGGCGAUCGCGAAGGGUGAAACGAUCCCGGAGGAGGAACGGUUCGACUCGAACUGCAUCACACCCGGGACGGCGUUCAUGGUGCGCCUGCAGAGGGCGCUCGAACACUUUAUCCAGGUUAAGAUCGCGACGGACGUCCUGUGGAAGGGUUGUAACGUGAUUCUGAGCGGUCACGAGACACCCGGUGAAGGGGAACACAAAAUCAUGGAGUACAUUCGACACGCCAAAGCUCAGCCGGACUUUUGCGCCAACACGCGCCACUGUCUGUACGGGCUGGACGCCGAUCUGAUCAUGCUGGGGCUGUGCACGCACGAGCGCUUCUUUUCGCUGCUCCGGGAGGAGGUGAAGUUCGGCAAGAAUGACAAGAAAACGACGGUCCUGAAGGACAUCCGCUUCUAUCUGCUACACCUCACGCUGAUGUCCGAGUACCUGGAGCUCGAGUUUGCGAGCGUGCGCGACAAGCUAUCGUUCGCGUUCGACAUCCACAAGCUGAUCGACGAUUGGGUGCUGCUGGGGUACCUGGUGGGCAACGAUUUCAUCCCGCACCUGCCGCACCUGCACAUUAACGAGAACGCGCUGCCCACGCUGUAUCGGGCGUACAUGGACGUGCUGCCCAAGAUGGACGGGUACAUCAACGAGGGCGGCAUCCUUAACUUGCCACGGUUGCAGCUGCUGAUGCGGCGGUUGGCCGCGUUCGAUCGCGAGGUGUUUCUCGAUCGUUACACCGAUCUCAAGUACUUGGAGGGAAAGUCCGGCAGCAACAAUUUGGAAGCAUUCGAUGUAACGGCAGAAGAGAUUAUUGGUUCGAGCGAUAAAGACCUGAUGGCGCUGAUAAUGUCCUCCGAAAUGCUCGGCUCCGAGGACGAGGACGACGACGACGCACCGCUGGUAACCGUGGGCGACAUUGAAAACGAUCCGGAGCUGUUCGAAAAGGAGUUUCAAAGUUACAAGCGUAACUAUUACAUGACGAAGAUGGGAUAUCCGGAUUUUAAUGAGGACGUUCGAGCGGAACAAGCGGAGUGCUACAUCCGGGCGCUACAGUGGACGCUCCACUAUUACUACCGUGGUGUGGUGUCCUGGUCCUGGUACUACCCGCACCACUACGCACCGUUCAUCAGUGAUGUGGACAACUUUGCGCACCUAAAGCUGGUGUACGAGCUGGCCAUUCCAUUCCUGCCCUUCCAGCAGUUGCUGAGUGUGCUGCCGGCAGCGAGCAGGAGCCACCUGCCCGCGGCCUACCAUCAGCUAAUGACUGACCCGAACAGUCCGGUGUAUGACUUCUAUCCACCCGAGUUUGCGACCGAUAUGAACGGGAAGCAGCAGUCCUGGGAGGCGGUCGUGCUUAUACCGUUCAUCGACGAGAAGCGAUUGCUGGCGGCCAUGGACCCGCGCGACGCGUUCUUGACCGACGAAGAGAAGCAGCGGAACGUGCACGGACCGAUGGUGGCGUAUCGGUACGAUGCCCGACAGCAUGGUCCGCUCGAGGCCAAGCACGGGUUUGCACGGAUUGACGCGCUGCCGGUGCAACGGAGCGACAUCUACCGCGACGAUCUGCGGGUGGCCGAGAACCGACUCGUGCUCGGACCCUCGUCCGGCGCAAUCCUCGAUGGUUAUGCCAAAGGGUUUCCUACCUUCAAGCACCUGCCGCAUUACGGCAAACUGAAGGAACUGCACGUGAAGAUUUUCAAUUUUGCCAGCAAAAACGAGAGCAUGGUCGUUUGCUUGGACAGUGCAGCUGUCCAGCUACCGGACACGGCGGAACUGGCGAAGCAGCUGCUCGACCAAGUCGUUUACAUUAGCUGGCCCCAUCUGAUGGAGGCGAAGGUUGUGCGAGUGUCGGAUAAAUCGUACACGUACGAACCGGACAGCGAGCUGACCAAGACCGCCGAAGGAACGUUUGGCAUGUGGUGCAAAUCGAUUACGGAGCAUAACGACAAUCGGCUUGCGCUGAACGUGGGUCCGAUCAAACAGCUGGUGCACGUGAAAACGUGCGUCGGGACCGAAUACGUGCUGAAAGACGCCAAUCGCUUCGUGCUGAAACGAUUGUGGAACCCGAUCGACGUCGCGUUUCCCGCGCAGUGCGUCGUGCGUCGCGUGAACGAUGUGAUGAAAAAGCAGAAACCGUUCCUGGACACCGUCGAUAUGUUUCCGCUCCAAAGCACCAUCUUCCUGCGCGCCACCGAGAGCUACGGUAGCAUGGGUGAGGUGGCCGACAUUUCCGGCAGCAACGGGUACAUCAAGGGUCACUUUCUGGUGCACGACGAGCCCGAUCUGCGGUCCGUGUUUCAGAUGCACAAACAGUCGCAACAUAGCUACCGCACGGUCAAUGACACGGCCGCCAUGCUGGGUGUAUCGAUUGGCGUGCUGCUGCAGCUGGUGGGCACCAUUCAGGUGGCGCACGGUGGUCACCGGUCGCUGAACGUAGAGGACGAGAAAACCGUCAACAUCGGUUUGCGCCUGCGAAUGAUGGCGAAAGACGAGGCCGCGGUCGGCUACUGUAGGCGGGCGAACCGAAUGUGGCUGUUCUCUGACCGCACCAUCAGCCUGCUGCAGAGCUACGAUGCCCAGUUUCCGGAGCUGUUCGAAAAGCUGGAGAUGGCCGGCCGCACCAAGGUGCACUUCGAGACCGACCUGUUCGGGGAGGGCAACGAGGGCAAGUUGAAGCAGGUCGAGGAAUGGUUGAAGGCGCAGGAGCACACGAACGCCGAGCGUCGCUGCUGUGGCAUCGAUCUGCUGGAACCGAAGGCCAUCGAGCAGCUGGUGCAGGUCAUCGAUGGGUACGGUGCGAAGGAGAAGAACCAAAAGGUUCGCACAAUGCUGGUGCACCCGAAGGAUCUGCUGCGGCCCGGUAUGCGGAAGGCGAAAACUCUCGAUCCGAAGGCCGUCUUCGAGCUGCUGGAUCGCGUCGUGGUCGUACAGGACACGGAAGACGUACCGGUCGGUCAGCGGGGUACCAUCAUCGGCAUUCACCGAGUGUCCGAUCCGAAUCCGGUGCGCCGGGAAGCCAUCGGCCAGCAGGAUACGUGCUUUGAGGUCCUGUUCGACGAACCGUUCCCUAAGGGGGUCAAUGUGUACAAUUUGUCCGCCACUGAGGGGCGGGUACAGCGAUUAGCGCAGGGGGUGUUACUGAACAUUUCCUACGGUCGUGCCUCAAACGGGAACCGAAAGAAGGUGAAAGUGGAUGCCAUCGCGGCCGCCGUCGCCGCCACCUCCAUCACCACUGUACCACUCAUGCCCGCGUGGGAACAGAAAACGAUCGCGACCACCGAAUCAAUCCAGCAGCGUGUCAGCGAACGCAUUGGCAAGCGAAAUGGGGACAGCAAGGGGACCACCAACCCGAGAAGCGCAGCUAGGGUAACUGCGGGUCGACCGGACGGACCGCAACAGGCGGAUCAGUGUAAGAGUGGCAAAGCCGAACCAGCAGCGUCCAACGCCGGUCAAGGGCCAAUGUCGGAGGAACAUCAGCUCAGAAAGAGUGAAUUCGAACGGUUCUGGAAUAAACUCAAGGACGCGUCCAGCAACAGCGCGUUCGAUGAGAGCGACAUACGGACCAUUGCGAAAGUAAUUUCGCAACCGCCCGGUGCCGCCGACGGUAAUGCCAAGUCUCCGAAGCCGCAGCCAGACAACUGGAGCGGCGACAGUAUGACGGGAAUGCUGAAAAAGAUGCUACGCAUUCCCGAAGGAUCGGCCGCCAGUGCCGGCGGCGAUUCGAAACCGCUUCAGCUGCCGGCUCCGACCAGUCUCCCGAAGCCACCGAUUCAGUGGCAGAAAGCGGACACCAGUCGCGGUGCAUCCGUGACGGGAAACAAUACGCAUCCCCGCCAUACGCCCAGAAAUGCGUCGGCCGCCGCCGGCAGUGGCUUUAACGGUCCUCCGCCGAACAGUGUGCCCGACGUAAAGAUGCUUCCGUUUCCGUUUGGCAAUGCUGCACCGGUGCACCAGGGACACCAGCAGCAGCGGAACCCAUUCUUCGUCCGUCCUCCGGCCCCGAUGCAAAUACGGCCACCAGUUUUCCCGGGCUUCGUACCGCAACAGCAGCAGUACUACGGGCCACUGCCGAUGCAAAAGCAACCGUUUUUCAUGUCACACAGGCCCGAUAAUGUGUCCGCUUUCGUUGGACGACCGAACUAUGCACCGCCCCAGUUACCCAUAUGGCAGCAAAUGCCACCACCACCGUUGGCACCGUAUGCCGCUGUCGAAAGUGGACCAUCGACCGCGUCAACCAUCGUAACCGCCGGCACAUUGUCAGCUCCGAACGCGCCGCUCACCAACCGGGGGCCUAUUGGUCCGCAAAAUCUUAGCUACAACCGUAACAACCCGGCCGGCAAUGGGGCAUUCGUGCCGCUACAGGCAAUGAAAAAGAAUGCUAAAAAUCGAACCACGACCACGGCAAAUACAAAUAGCGCUGCGGCAAACUCUGCGAGCAGUAGUGCCGCCGUGGCCACGACGAACCCUCCGAAGCCACGAACGACGAUGGCAGAAUCGGAAACGGGACGAAGGCGGGAAGGUGAACAACUCACCAAUGGGGGUGUGGCUCAUGUCGCUGCGAAUGAGCAGGUUUUAGGCGAGCUGGAUUCGGACGGCCAGGAUUCGGAAGAGCUUGAGUCGGACGAGCUACAUUCGAACGAGCUAAGUUCGGAAGAGCAGGAUGACUGGGACAACAACAGCACGGACGACGCGGAUUCGGACGAGCUGGACGAUCCGGAAUGGUUCGAGAAGGGUGCGAUUGAACAGACUAGUGCACGCCGUCGGAAGGCGGUCAAAAAGACUAAGCAGAAAGUGGACAAAGCUUUCAUCACGGUUUUGGUGGAAAAUGCACAAAAGCACACCGACGACUGCAAGGUCGAUUCCGAUGAGGUGUCGAAAGUGCCAUUGGCAGAAAACCAGCCGAAACCAGCCGACGAACAGCAAAACGUUCCGAAGGGGGCAGUUACGCCGGAGAAUGUUGCUGCACUCCAAGUCGCUGUGGAUAAAAAGAGCGAGGCCACACCGCCAAGAAGCAAGAAGCGUAUCGCAGCACGGUUCGGUUCGGUUCCCAGUGUUUAA
Anopheles cruzii is the source of this 5385-nucleotide messenger RNA. RefSeq names its product 5'-3' exoribonuclease 1 (gene pcm). Gene Ontology annotation, biological process: nuclear-transcribed mRNA catabolic process; rRNA catabolic process. NCBI's taxonomy places the organism in Eukaryota, Metazoa, Arthropoda, Insecta, Diptera, Culicidae. Gene Ontology annotation, molecular function: 5'-3' RNA exonuclease activity; RNA binding. Gene Ontology annotation, cellular component: nucleus. The record is from RefSeq and is a predicted model, not a curated record. The transcript is spliced from 9 exons. Bases 1 to 5385 code for a protein of 1794 amino acids.